Molecule: messenger RNA, 297 nt
Organism: Staurois parvus
Lineage: Eukaryota; Metazoa; Chordata; Amphibia; Anura; Ranidae
Source: the annotation of a GenBank genome assembly
UGCCGGGGAUGGACACAUAAGAUAACAUGCCGGGGAUGGACACAUAGGAUAACAUGCCGGGGAUGGACACAUAGGAUAACAUGCCGGGGAUGGACACAUAGGAUAACAUGCUGGGGAUGGACACAUAGGAUAACACGCCGGGGAUGGACACAUAGGACAACAUGCCGGGGAUGGACACAUAGGAUAACAUGCCGGAGAUGGACACGUAGGAUAACAUGCCGGGGAUGGACACAUAGGAUAACAUGCCAGGAUGGACACAUAGGAUAACAUGCCGGGGAUGGACACAUGGGAUAACAU